UUUGCUCAGCGUCUGAUCCCCUGCUCAAAUGUAAAACAAAUAUGAAGUUUGGACAGAAAAUAAACCAAAUCAAAGUUCAUCUGAUUGACAAUAUAAAAAGACUCUUUCUCCAACCAGCCUGUGUUAGCUGGGACAAACUGAGCUGCAGCCAGAAAAAGGUUCAUGAUGCGUGCACUCGGGGUUCUCUGGGUCUUAUUAGCAGCGGUCUGCGUAGGAAGGAGCGAUCAUCACAUCGGACACGGUGUGGAAGCACGAGACAACGCUGCAGACGACAGUGACAACAACCUCUCUCUGGUGACCUCAGCAAACAAGGACUUUGCCUUCCGUCUGUACAAGAAGUUAUCAGAUCAUUCUGACUCUCAAGGCAAAAACAUCUUCUUCUCUCCAGCUAGCAUCUCUGCUGCCUUAGCUGCUCUGUCUGUGGGGGCGCGGGGGGAGACCCACCAGCAGCUAUUCAGUGCUCUGGGCUACAGCAGCUCCCAGCUUGCUCAGACAGAUGUAGACCAGGCCUUUCGUACGCUCCUUGCAAAUACAGCAGCUCAUAAUGACCUCACGAAAGGCUCGGCUGUGUUUGUGGACAAACUCUUCAAGCCAAAGCCGGAGUUUCUGGAUGUCCUGAAGCAGUCCUAUUCUGCAGAGGGCUUCAGUGUUGACUUUCUCAAUUCUACAGAGGCCGCCAAUACCAUCAAUCAGUAUGUAUCUGAUAAGACUAACGGGAAGAUAAACAAGCUGGUAGAAAGCCUGGAUCCAAACACAGUUAUGUACCUUCUCAGCUACAUCUACUACAAAGGAGAAUGGGAAAUUCCGUUUGUUCCUCGAGAUACCAGAGAAGAUGAUUUCAAUGUGGAAGAAAAGAAAAAGGUUCAGGUCCAGAUGAUGACAAUGGAAGAAGAUGUUAGUACUUAUAUCGACCAGGAAAUCCACACAUCAGUUCUCCACCUGCCCCUCAGGAACCUCUACUCCAUGCUGCUGCUCUUACCUGACAAUAUGACAAUGCUGGAGAACAAUAUCAGCCCUGCGCAUGUCAAUAAGUGGAUGAAGUCGAUGAAAAUAGGGGUAUGGAGAAUCUUUGUUCCCAAGUUUUCUAUCAAAACCUCCUCCGAGUUAAAUGACGUGCUGAAAGGGAUGGGAAUAACAGAUGUGUUUGGGGAUCAGGCGAAUCUGAGUGGCCUUGCAGAGGAAAAGAACCUGCUCGUUUCGGAGGUUGUGCACCAAGCCACGCUGGACGUAAAUGAGGCUGGAGUCUCUGCCUCUGCAGUUACUGGUAUUAAAGUGGUUUUACACUCCGGUACAUUUGGCCCCAUCCCAGAGUUGAAGUUCAACCGCCCUUUCAUGGUGAUCAUCACAGAGAGAAACGCAGAAAACAUUCUUUUUAUUGGCAAGAUUGUCAACCCAAUCAUCUGAGGAAAGAAAUCUUUUGUUGGUACAACCUGAAUACAAUGGAAAUACUUUGUUUGAUGUCUUGUUCCAAAUACAUAAACAAAUAUUUUCUGUUGUUUAAUAAAAAAAAAAAGACAUUG
Messenger RNA from Cyprinodon tularosa, 1520 nucleotides. Its product is annotated as serine protease inhibitor 2.1-like. Gene Ontology annotation, molecular function: serine-type endopeptidase inhibitor activity. Bases 163 to 1404 code for a protein of 413 amino acids. The record is from RefSeq and is a predicted model, not a curated record. Lineage: Eukaryota; Metazoa; Chordata; Actinopteri; Cyprinodontiformes; Cyprinodontidae. The transcript is spliced from 6 exons. Gene Ontology annotation, biological process: negative regulation of endopeptidase activity.